CACAAACCCUGUGGAAUUGCCCUUUCGGGCAAGAAAGUUCUCGACCGUUUGGAGCUCGUUUCUGGCGAAUCUGUUCCCCACUGUGCUCAAUGGAUCAAAUGACAGCUGGAUGAACAGGCAAGUGGCUUCCGAGCGUUUGGAAAUGAGAAAAACAAUUUCCACACACGGUCCCACAAGUCAGCGAUUCAUCGAAACAACAAUCGAUCCAAUGUCUGGCGGGAAUUCGCCGACACAAGUCUCGGAAACCGAGUGUUCCGGAACUGAUCCAAGCCCUUCGGGAGCAGGCAAACUCGAGAUUGCACCACGUGAAAUCUAAUCCACCGUCACGUCAUAUGCUUACACAUGUUCGAGGCGAAUCUCUAGAGGUCCACACUGCUCGACGCGCUGCUAUCGGGCAGCUACACAAAUCGACUUCGAAUAUGGAGAAGACGCUUGCAAUGAACGUGGACUUGGCUAUACCCCGGGAUUCUGCGACUGAAAACAACGACGGCAACAUCUCAGAGCGCGUUGGGUAAAGAAUUGGAUGCACUCGGUGGAUUUACCUGCCGACGAGAACGGUGUUCUUCAGUAGUCAGACAGGAAUAGAACUGAUUCCAAAAACUCGGGAUGAUCUCGUCGAAACUUGUUCCGCGGAAAGCGUCGACAUCAAAAGGGUCAAGGACUUGAGCUAGUCGCAACCUUUCGGCCUCCAGCGAGCUUUUUUCAGAUAUUUCAAAGCGCGCAAAUGACGCGCGCAGCUUCUUGAUGAUCACCAGGCAUCGGCGCAUGACCCCGCGCCACCAACUUUGAACUGACCAGCAGCGUAGCGUGGUUUCUACCAUGCGUCGUCAUCGGGACCCUCAUAGGCGAUCAUGAUCGGCCGAUUCGGAGGGAGAAACAAACGGGACCGAGAUUGAAAGACGAAACAAGGAAGCCAUAGGUUACCCAACAGAAAAGGGGAUCCCACCGAUACUGGAUCGCGGGGCCGUUUACAACAUGUGAAUGCGAUUGGUCGAGCCAAGCGGCUAGGCCAGCUGGCCCUGUCGGCAGAAUGAGAGCUGCGUAAGGUGGCCUUGCCGCCUUGCGAGUUUUCAUUAUCACCUCCAUGCCCCCGUUUUGGAAGGAUUCGGACUGCGCCGCUUAUACCUCCAUAUGGCACGUGCGACAGGCGCACCACGGUCCGCUUCUCGGCCUCAUGUUCCCGCUCUCUGUUGUCGCUGGGAGACGCAUCGGCCCAGGCCAAGUUCGCAUUUGCAUGCAAUAAUCCAAAUAACGCGCUCGAGACCAAUGACGAAGCCCAUAUGAGUACAGGCGUCCCUUAUAAGUGUAAGAUAUCGGAAACCAAUCUUCACCAUGGUUUUCUUGCACACAGUCAGUCUCUCCCUCCUCUCUUUGGCGCUCUCUGCCCGGGCCUCCUUCCAGGACUUUGGCAUCCCCCAGUCUGACGCCACUGUCAAUGUGCGCGUCUUCGAUGUGGGAACGACCACAAUGGCCAAUGCGAUGGCGCUGUUUGUGCAUCCUGUGCUGACCGGCCGGGAGAACAUGACCUCGUCGAUGCUCUCGUUCUUGAUCGAGCACAACGGAAAACGGAUCUUGUUCGAUCUGGGGAUGAGGAACGACACCCAGAACUUUUCGCCCACCGUCGCCAGCUAUUUUCCCGGACUCGUCGCCAAACUCGAUGAGCCGAACGGGGAGAUCACGGGCAUUUUGAAGACGGCCGGAAUUCCUCUGAACACCAUCAACGCUGUGAUCUGGAGCCACGCCCAUUUCGACCACAUCGGAGACAUGUCCAAGUUCCCGAACAGCACCGAGCUGAUCAUCGGAUCCGAGACCGACAUGGAUACUUACCCUCAAGUUCCCACCGCGAGCUUGAAGGCUGAGGAUUUCGCCGGCCGCACUGUGACCAAGAUCGAUUUCUCAAAGGCCAACCUCACGUUCAGUGGCCUCAAAGCCAUCGACUACUUUGGAGACGGAAGCUUCUAUCUCAUGGAUACUCCUGGUCAUAUGGCGGGCCAUAUCACGGCGCUGGCUCGCACCACCAACUCUUCGUUCAUUGUCCUCGGUGCCGACACCUUCCACCAUCCCGGCGAGGUUCGUCCCCGUCCCGCUUUCCAGCAGCAGUACCCCUGCCCCGCCCAUCUGCUCGAGGACGCCAAGGCGAUCUCCACCGACUACUUCUGGUCGCCCAAGAGCAGCUCGGGCGUAUUCGACCUGACCUCGCGACCGGAACAGCUCUUCGCCGUGGCAGACACUGCAGGCUCGUUCUACGCCGAUCCAGUCACCUCGGAGAUCUCGAUCGUGAAGCUUGCGAACUUUGAUGCGGAUCCGGACUUUUUCGUGCUCGCCUCGCAUGACAUCAGUCUGCGCGGGGCGAUCCCUGUGUUCCCUGCGUUCUUGAACCAGUGGAAACAGCAGCAGCUGAAGGAGAACAGCGUGUGGGGAUUCCUGAACAAGUCGAGCCCGUCCUUCAUCUUCACGACGGUCUGACGGCUGAGCGGCGCGGUGGUUACAUUAUAGACAUAAAUAGACCCAGUAUUCCAAUUUUAUUUUCGCGAGGAUGACGAUCGGUCAUCGCUCCGACCUAGACCAUCAUUUGGAACCCUCUCUUCCC
Messenger RNA from Mycena citricolor, 2590 nucleotides. NCBI's taxonomy places the organism in Eukaryota, Fungi, Basidiomycota, Agaricomycetes, Agaricales, Mycenaceae. The record is from the annotation of a GenBank genome assembly.